GAAUGUUCGGGUGACGACGAUGGACGCGGAGCUGGAAUUCGCCAUCCAGCCGACGACAACGGGCAAGCAGCUGUUUGACCAAGUUGUCAAGACGAUCGGUCUCCGCGAAAUCUGGUUCUUUGGACUCCAGUAUACGGACACAAAGGGCGACCUCACCUGGAUUAAACUUUACAAGAAGGUGAUGCAACAGGACGUCAAGAAAGAGAACCCACUACAGUUCAAAUUCCGCGCCAAAUUCUACCCAGAGGAUGUAGCCGACGAGCUUAUACAAGAGAUCACACUCAAGCUGUUCUAUCUUCAGGUGAAAAACGCUAUCCUCUCGGAUGAAAUCUACUGUCCCCCAGAAACGUCGGUGCUGCUAGCGUCGUACGCAGUGCAAGCGAGGCAUGGGGACCAUAAUCCGUCCAUCCACGGCCAGGGAUUCCUCGCCAACGACCGCUUAUUACCGCAGCGUGUCACAGACCAACAUAAGAUGUCGCGCGACGAGUGGGAGCAGAGCAUCACGAACUGGUGGCAGGAGCACCGCGGCAUGCUGCGCGAGGACGCCAUGAUGGAGUACCUGAAGAUCGCGCAGGACCUCGAGAUGUACGGCGUCAACUAUUUCGAGAUCAAGAACAAGAAGGGCACGCAGCUCUGGCUCGGCGUCGACGCUCUGGGACUCAACAUUUACGAGAAAGAUGACAAACUGACUCCCAAAAUUGGAUUCCCCUGGUCGGAGAUUCGCAACAUUUCGUUCAAUGAUCGCAAAUUUGUUAUCAAGCCGAUCGACAAGAAGGCGCCGGAUUUCGUCUUUUUCGCUCCCCGCCUGCGCAUCAACAAGCGUAUUUUGGCCCUGUGCAUGGGCAACCACGAGCUGUACAUGCGCCGACGCAAGCCGGACACGAUCGAAGUCCAGCAGAUGAAGGCGCAGGCGCGCGAGGAGAAGCUCGCCAAGCAGGCGCAGAGAGAGAAGUUGCAACUGGAGAUAGCGGCCCGCGAGCGCGCUGAGAAGAAGCAGCAGGAGUACGAGGACAGGCUGCGGCAGAUGCAAGAGGAGAUGGAGCGCUCACAGGCGAACUUGAUGGAGGCGCAAGACAUGAUCCGGCGGCUGGAGGAGCAGCUGCGACUGCUGCAGGCCGCCAAGGAGGACCUCGAGCAGCGCCAGAACGAGUUGCAGGCGAUGAUGCAGCGCCUCGAGGAGACCAAGAACAUGGAAGCGGCGGAGCGCGCCAAGCUGGAGGAGGAGAUCCGCACCAAGCAGGAGGAGGUGUCGCGCAUCCAGCAGGAGGUCGAGAUCAAGGACUCGGAGACGCGCCGCCUGCAGGAGGAGGUCGAGGAGGCACGCCGCAAGCAGGACGAGGCGGCGGCGGCGCUGGCGGCGGCGACGACGCCGCAGCACCACCACGUGGCGGAGGGCGGCGCGGCGGAGGCGGAGGCGGAGGCGGAGGCGGAGGCGGACGGCUCGGACGGCGGGUCGGACGCGGGCGGCGGCGAGCUGGCGCGCGCGCCCGACGACCUGGUCGACCCCGUCACCGACCGCCGCACGCUGGCGCAGCGCAGCGAGCGCCUGCACAACCAGCUCAAGGCACUGAAACAAGACCUCGCGCAGUCGCGGGACGAAACGAAAGAAACGGCCAUGGACAAGAUCCACCGCGAGAACGUGCGCCAGGGCCGCGACAAAUACAAGACGCUGCGCGAAAUACGCAAGGGCAACACCAAGCGGCGCGUCGACCAGUUCGAGAACAUGUAACCGGCCGCGGCGCCCGCCGUCGUCCCUGCACUACCACCUGCGGCCCCAGCGCCGGCCUCCAGCCGCACGGGGCCUGCGCUCCCCGUUCCAAACGUUCGAGACCGAUGAGCGAAUAAUUUAUGCAAUUAUAGUCUAUAGUGGGAAACGUUCGAUGCACACGACCCGACCUCACUCGGUAUCAAGUGCCAAAACUACUUUAAUUCUAUUAAAACAAAAAAAAAAAUGUUUUCAUUCCCCUUCACACUUGACUGCGUUGUUAAUUUUAUUGGUUGAUGUAGUGUUGUUUAGUUGUACUACCGUCGGUCUGUGUGCAUCUGACGCUAGUGUAAAGUUGAUGGUCGGUUUGUAACGUUCCUGCCGCGCGGCGCUGACAUCGGACUCGUGGCGUCACAGUCGGGACUAUAAAUGUACAUAUUGAUUAUUACUUAAUAGUAAUUUUAUUUUAGACCAUAAUGUGCUAUAUAUCCUACAUUAUAGUUGAUGAAUCAUGUCUUACUAUAACUUAUACAUAUAAUAAUAAAAUAAUUCAUUGAAAUCGGCACACGACGGACUUGUUUUUAUUAUUAAUAUUUAUUUUUUAAGUGUUCGGGAUUAUAUUGUUUAACUGCACGUUGUAACUUCGAGUAGGUAUGUACUUGGUUCGAGUCGUUGAGUUGCUGCGUGUUUGUCCAGUAACAUUUACAUUGGUUCGGUCGUUUUGUCUGUUUAUUAUUGUAGCGGUACGUGUCGUGCCGUGUCCGAUCGGACGCUGCAGCAUUGCUGGCUGCCGACUCGCCGAUAGUGUCCGACACCCAUAAUGUUGAUAAUUAAAUAUUACGUGGUUGCUCAAGAGAACAAAUAAAAUGAUUCGAUAAACAUAAUGUCCGAAGUGUCUUGUCUGAACGUAAAGUGAGGUGAAAGGGAGGGGACGUCGCGUCGCCCCUUAUUUAUUUUUAUAAUCAUUUAUAUUUUAGAUAUAGAAGUUAAAGCUUGGUAAGAUGAUCGAUGUGUAAAUUAAUACUGAUAUUAUGUUACUUAGCAUAUUGUGUAUAUCGUGUAGCCGGCACGAUCGAUGCCGCAGACAUUUUUAACAUUGUUCCACGUCGGCCUACAUACGUGUCCUAUCCCCGUUUGUUUUCUAAACAAGUUUCCAAAUAACAUGCGAAGUAUAUAACUGUAUGCGUACUAGGAGGAGUAUAAUUGUAUUUUGUAAGUGAACAAAAGGCAUUCCAUAUUACAAUGAGGUGGCGUUAACUUGGUUUAAUUGAAAAUUGAAAAAAAAAAAAUACAAUAACAUUUGUCGUGUUUUGUUUUAAACAUAGUGCCAUCCGUUGCAUGUCCCCGGUCGGUUCGGCGCUCGUUCGCGACCCACUGACCGCUCGUCGGCAUUCGUUCAAUGUCGGCGCGAGCGCGGCCAGUGGAAGCAUCGCGAACAAUCGCCCGAACUAAGAGCAUUCAGCUUUUUGUCUUGUCAUUAUUUUCUAAAAUUAUACAAUACCAUGUUGCCUUUCAAUUUAGAAAAUGAUUUUUUUUUCAAUAAAACGUUUAAUUAAAUAUCAAA
Galleria mellonella (greater wax moth) is the source of this 3269-nucleotide messenger RNA. RefSeq names its product moesin/ezrin/radixin homolog 1 (gene Moe). The record is from RefSeq and is a predicted model, not a curated record. Bases 20 to 1729 code for a protein of 569 amino acids. The transcript is spliced from 10 exons. Gene Ontology annotation, molecular function: actin binding; cell adhesion molecule binding. Gene Ontology annotation, cellular component: cytoskeleton; apical part of cell; filopodium. Lineage: Eukaryota; Metazoa; Arthropoda; Insecta; Lepidoptera; Pyralidae. Gene Ontology annotation, biological process: regulation of cell shape; positive regulation of early endosome to late endosome transport; positive regulation of protein localization to early endosome.